Aspergillus campestris IBT 28561 is the source of this 796-nucleotide messenger RNA. Its product is annotated as nuclear transport factor 2 family protein. The coding region runs from base 48 to 521 and encodes 157 amino acids. NCBI's taxonomy places the organism in Eukaryota, Fungi, Ascomycota, Eurotiomycetes, Eurotiales, Aspergillaceae. The record is from RefSeq and is a predicted model, not a curated record. The transcript is spliced from 2 exons.
CGUUAGGUUAAAUAAGGAAACAAAUCGACUGAUCUGCAGCUACCAAUAUGGCUGAUAUCAAACCGCCCUUUACGGAAGAAACGGCUAAGAAGAAGGUGAAAGCCGCCCAGGAUCUAUGGAAUACACAAGACCCCUGUCGUAUCGCACAAGCCUACACACCCACCAGCAUCUGGCGCAACCGCACCUCAUUCCUCGCCGGAACAGACGAGAUCACCGCCUUCCUAACAGCUAAAUGGAAGCGCGAGCGCAGCUACAGACUUCGCAAGGAGCUGUUCUCCUUCAACGAUGACCGCAUCGCGGUGCAGUUCUGGUAUGAGUAUCAAGAUGCCGAGGAUGGAAUGCGGUGGAAGAGGUGUUAUGGGCUUGAGGACUGGACGUUUGAGAGGCAGACGGGGAAGAUGCGGAAGAGGAUGAUGAGUGGGAAUGAUGUGCUAAUUGGGGUGGAUGGGGAUGGGGAGGGGAGGUGGUUUGUUGAUGGGGUUGAUGUUGAGGAUGUGGGGAUUGGGGAGGAGCAUUGGUGAGGGGGUACAAGGGUUGCGGCUACGUGCAGAGAGUGUAGUGUGUGCUUCUUUGGAAGCGAGGUUAUCGUGGUUAAAGAUGGUCUUGCACGUUGUUGCCUUGGCUAGCAUGCAGCCUAGACAUGCUAUGCAGGUACACCUGGGCUGACGCUGUGGGUGUUCGAUCAAGUAUGGGCCAUCUGUGAGGAUACCUAAAAUUUCUUGAUCCUAAGCUUCAAUCAGUGCAGAAGAACCAAACAAAUAAGCCAAACAGAAAUGGCAAAACCAAAACACACGAG